This is a messenger RNA of Portunus trituberculatus (swimming crab), 1797 nucleotides long. RefSeq names its product potassium voltage-gated channel subfamily KQT member 1-like. The record is from RefSeq and is a predicted model, not a curated record. NCBI's taxonomy places the organism in Eukaryota, Metazoa, Arthropoda, Malacostraca, Decapoda, Portunidae. The transcript is spliced from 4 exons. Bases 1156 to 1779 code for a protein of 207 amino acids.
CUUCGCCCUGGUCCGGGUGCUUCUCAGUCAGUACCACGCUCUCCCCUUUUAUUCUCAGUGUUCCUCGAGUUUCGUGCCCUAUCUGUCAGUCCUCUACCAUCGUUACCUGGUCCUAUCUAUCUCGAACGUCCGUCGUGGCCUGAGGGAGAGCCAAGGCCGUCCCGCACUGGUGCCGCGGGCUCUCGCCACCUGAGCGGCCCGGGCAGGGAGCGCUAGCGACCGACACUUGUUGAAAGGAAACUUUCGCGUGCCGUUGUGGAACUCGCGUCGGUGUCGAGCUGUCUCGGAUUGUAGUGCUUCAAGUGGUUCAUCUUCAAGGAAGAUACCCUGUGUAAGUUUCUCGAGACCUACGUUUGGCUGAGGGACUCGUUAUCCAGUCAAGUAAGAACCCUGAGGGGGUCACAGUAACGUGGCAGGAUUGCUGGGUCAGGGAACGCGUGGUGCACGCCCUACGGCCUCACCCUCCCUCAACAGUACACAAACUGUACAGUUAAGUGUAGGUCCGGUCAUGGAGAGUUGGUGAGUACCGAAAGGUGACAAACACAUCAACAUACUGGCGUAAGUUGAAGGACGGAAUACUCGCAUCCUCUCUCCAUAAAGGCAACACUCACAACACUUAACAUCGACAUUAGUGAAACGAACUCUUUCGACCCCUCGUGCGUCACUACGCUGGCCAUAGUAUUACUGUGUAGAAAAACAAACAAACCAAACAUAAUUUAAUCCCGUUAUUACGCAAUGUGUGAAGCGCCAGGAUCACAAGUAACAAAUGAUACAUACUGAGCUGCCGGGAAGGAAUUCAUCGAUUAGACGCAACACACAAGAAAAGAACGCAUCACCUCUCAACACACACUCGCUCCGGCUAAUUUGUUAACAGGCAGCUCACGGUUAAUGCCUGACUCCGUGAGAGGAAGAUGACUUGAGGCAGAACUCGAGGAAUUUAUUGUUGCGACAUAGUGUUACCGGCUGUGUCCAUCCCUACGUCCUUUCUGCCGCUAUUCUGCCCCGGUGUGGAGGGCAUGGGCGGCAAAUAGAGCACCGUUGCACACCUGACCUACUCCUCGUCUGCCGCUUGGCUAAGGUGUGUUGGUGUCUGUGCGUGGGUCUUCUGCAGGAUUUGCUCACACCUGCUGCCGCAGGUGUGGUGGCACUCUUGAUAUGGACGAGAGUGCAUCUGGUCGCGCAGACCGGAACGCCGAGUGUCUGGAGGACGUCAUAGAAACAGACAUGGAUUAUUACUACUGCGAUGACACUGACCUUGGGACGGAGAGCUUCAGUCUAGGAAGCUUCGAUGGGCAGGGCAGCGGGCGGAGACUCACUCGGCGGGAAGAGGCAAGGGCGCUGGGUAUGACUUCCCCGUACAUCUUUCCCCCCAGAGCUCCACAAGACUUGCCUCCCAAAAGGAAGAGGAACCCCAGUUUAAAGGAGGCUGCGGCAAUCACUGCCAUAACGGUGUCCUCGGGCUCACAAGAGUCCAGCGCCCCGCCCUUGCAGAGUCCAAAUCCUCAACGUAGCCCAGGCAUCGUGCUGGGCGUAGAGGAUCCCAAACCCAGCUCCCCUGGCGUCACCUUCUCUGACACGCCGUCUGUCCUGCCUGAGAGCUCUAGGAACGGGCGUGCAGGCGGCCUCGUGUCCUCGGUGAUGGAGGCUCGCACGCUUUGGGAAGGACGGUAUGCCAUGAAGGAGAGGAAGACCGUCAAGACAACCUUUCAAGGACGCGUCUACAACUUUCUGGAAAGACCCACGGGAUGGAAAUGUUUUCUCUACCACUUCUCUGUGUAAGUACCCACUCACAUCCCU